Molecule: messenger RNA, 2181 nt
Organism: Manihot esculenta (cassava)
Lineage: Eukaryota; Viridiplantae; Streptophyta; Magnoliopsida; Malpighiales; Euphorbiaceae
Product: aspartic proteinase
Exons: 15
Coding region: 452-1981 (509 amino acids)
Biological process (GO): proteolysis; lipid metabolic process
Molecular function (GO): aspartic-type endopeptidase activity
Source: RefSeq, a predicted model, not a curated record
GUGCAAACGCAGACCCAAACCCAACUGCACUCUACCUUCACACGUUGGCUGUUCAGUUCAAUUCCAGCGUCACGACUUCCAUGCCUUUAUCCUCCUCGCUCGCGUUAAUCACCGUUGAUCCCAAUCUCUCCGCCCAUUAUGGCUCUCCUUUUAGCAUCCCAAUAUCCUACGUCUGGGCCUAUCCUGGAUCAACGUUUCACAUUAGACAGUUACGUUUAAAUUACUCUCUUCCCCAUCCCCUUGUGUCUCUGAACUCUCUAUAUAUUCUCUUCCUCGUUUGCUGCUUUCUUCGUCAUUCCCUCUCUCGUCUUCCAUAACCGGUACAAAACGGCUGGUCGUCUGAUCUUAUAGUGACGACCUCAUUAUCGGGCUGUAGCUGGCGGUCGUCUUUUUGUGAUUAGUACUGUUGUUAUUAUAGUGUUCAGCUGAACUUCUGGUAAUUGAGGUGAACAUGGUCAGACCAGUGAUAUUGUCACUGCUUCUUUCCUCUUUCCUGUUUUCCUUUGCGUCCCCUGCAUUCAAUGAUGGGCUGGUUAGAAUUGGACUGAAAAAGAUGAAAUUGGAUCAAAGUAGCCAAAUCGCUACCCAGCUUCAGUUGAAAAAUGCCAAGGCCUUAAGAGCUUCUGCGAGUAAAUAUGGUCUCCAUGGUAAACUGGCAGACUCUGCGGGUCCUGAUAUUGUAGCACUGAAGAAUUACUUGGAUGCUCAGUACUAUGGUGAAAUUAGCAUUGGCACUCCUCCUCAGAAAUUCACUGUAAUCUUUGACACUGGUAGCUCCAAUUUAUGGGUGCCAUCCUCCAAGUGCUUUCUCUCUGUUGCUUGUUACUUCCAUUCCAAGUACAAGUCAAGCCAAUCAAGUACCUACAGGAAGAAUGGGAAAUCUGCUGAAAUUCAAUAUGGUACUGGAUCAAUUUCUGGUUUCUUUAGUUAUGAUAAUGUCAAUGUUGGUGACCUACUUGUAAAAGAUCAGGAAUUUAUUGAAGCAACUUCAGAGCCUGGUACCACAUUUUUGUCGGCCAAGUUUGAUGGCAUACUAGGGCUUGGAUUUCAAGAAAUUUCAGUUGGAAAUGCUGUGCCAGUCUGGUACAACAUGGUUAAACAAGGCCUUGUAAAGGAGCCCGUAUUUUCUUUUUGGCUUAACCGCAAUACAGAGGAAGAAGAAGGGGGUGAAAUUGUAUUUGGUGGAGUGGACCCAAAUCAUUUCAAGGGCAAGCACACAUAUGUUCCUGUAACACAGAAAGGCUAUUGGCAGUUUGACAUGGGUGAUAUUCUUAUUGGUGAUAAACCAACUGGGUAUUGUGCUGGCAAAUGCUCAGCAAUUGCAGACUCUGGAACUUCCUUGUUGACAGGCCCAACUACUGUGGUUACCAUGAUAAAUCAAGCUAUUGGAGCCACUGGAGUAGUUAACCAGGAAUGCAAGGCUGUUGUUGCUCGGUAUGGAGAAACCAUAAUGGAUUUGCUUCUAGCUGAGGCUCAACCAAUGAAAAUUUGCUCCCAAAUUGGAUUGUGCACAUUCGAUGGGAUCCAUGGUGUUAGCAUGGGCAUUCAGAGUGUAGUCGAUGAGAACAACGAUAAAUCUUCCAGUGGAGAUUCUAUGUGCUCUGCAUGUGAGAUGGCAGUUGUUUGGAUGCAGAACCAGCUAAAGCUGAAUCGAACACAAAAUUAUAUACUGAACUAUGUCAAUGAGCUCUGUGAUCGAAUUCCGAACCCAUUGGGACAAUCAGCUGUUGAUUGUGGAAGUCUCUCUUCAAUGCCUACUGUUUCCUUCACUAUAGGAGGAAGAAUGUUUGAACUUACCCCACCGGAGUACAUCCUCAAGGUGGGCGAGGGUUCAGAAGCUCAGUGCAUCAGUGGGUUUACUGCAUUGGAUGUGCCGCCUCCUCGUGGGCCUCUUUGGAUCUUGGGAGAUAUUUUCAUGGGUCGCUACCAUACUGUUUUCGACUAUGGCAAUCAGCAAGUUGGAUUUGCGGAGGCAGCAUGAGUGAUCUAUUUUGGGGUCUCCUUCCUUCUAUUAGAUAUCAAAUCUAUUUCUAUCUGCUGUAAAAUAUGUAGGUUGAAAAGAUGAAUUGUUGGUGAAUUAAUGUAGAAGUAUUGAUGACUCCAAUUUGUAAACCAAUAGUCUGCAUUGGGUGAUGUUGAUGAAAUUGCGAGCUUCAAGUUUGAAGCUUGAUUUGAUUUUAA